CCCAGGGGGACAAGGAUGCCACUCUGGGUGUUCUUCUUUGUGAUCCUUACCCUCAGCAUCGGUUCCCACUGCUCCCCAUCUCCCUCUCUGCCUCUCAGGAUGCGGCGGUAUGCAGAUGCCAUCUUCACCAACAGUUACCGGAAGGUUCUGGGCCAGCUGUCUGCCCGCAAGCUGCUGCAGGACAUCAUGAGCAGGCAGCAGGGAGAGAGGAACCAGGAGCAAGGAGCAAGGGUUCGGCUCGGCCGCCAGGUGGACAGCAUGUGGGCAGACCAAAAGCAGACAGCACUGGAGAGCAUUCUGGUGGCCCUGCUGCAGAAGCACAGUGGGAAUUCCCAAGGAUGAAGACCUCAGCUGGGGCUCAGACCACCUGGAGCCCAAACACAACUGGAUCCAGUUAAUCCUAUUUCACUUCUGACCUACUUUUUCCUUUGUAAAUACAAUAAAAAUCCCCCAUACUGGUCUGCAUUU
Messenger RNA from Marmota flaviventris (yellow-bellied marmot), 468 nucleotides. NCBI's taxonomy places the organism in Eukaryota, Metazoa, Chordata, Mammalia, Rodentia, Sciuridae. The record is from RefSeq and is a predicted model, not a curated record.